GCACGACGUUUCUCAUGUCACUGUCAAACGCCAUCUAAUAAGAGACGACAGGAACACUCGUCAGGGUCCACUGUGUCCUCAUAUCUUUGAUAUAACAGCCCCCUAAACUUCGUCUCAGAUUCACUGUUAUAGGCCAAGGGAUCCCCAACAAAGUACCCAUUGACCAAAGGCACCCUUGCUUCCGGAUCGCGUGAGCAUGAAGCCCUGAAAUCUUCUAAGAGUUCCUCUCCCAUAUGGCCUUGGUCUAUUCGCAACGACCUCCUUUGACGCGUCAUCGGCGCGAUGAGCAGUGAUCCCAAAGCCGUCCGCCGCUACCAUGCCGGAGUGGAAAGGGCUCUGGGUCUAUUCGAUGCUUCCAAUGAAUGGGCAGACUACAUAGCAUUCUUGAGUCGUCUUGCAAAGUCAUUGCAAGCGUCGCCGCCCGGUGCCGAUGUCCCACUGAAAUCUACCCUGGCCAAAUAUCUGGCCCUUUGCUUGAAGCCCUCGCUUCCAGCAGGAGUUCAUCAGAAAGCGCUCGAAUUGUAUGACUUGAUAUUCAGCCUGUUGGGCAAAGAUGGACUAUCAAGAGACCUGGCGAUUUGGCUUCCAGGAUUCUCACAAACCCUGACAUUUGCAUCGCUCACCACCAGGCCACUGUUUUUGUCAUUGUAUGACGAGCAUUUGCUGAGAUUGCCAAGUCAGACUAUCCGGCCCGCCCUCAGAGCGAUAAUACUAUCCCUUUUGCCUGGCAUUGAAGAAGAAAACAGCGAAGAUUUCGAGCGCACCCUGAAAACGUUCAAUCAAUUGCGCCACCUCUUCGCCCAAGAUGGAAUUGAAGAAUUCUUCUGGCAAAGCUUUUUCCUCGCAUCCAUCACCAGUGUCAACAAGCGUCCAGGUGCGCUGGUGUAUCUCACGCGAUACCUGCCGAAGUUGGGACCGCAGAGGAGUGCUUCCAGAGACGACAGUGCCCAGUCAGCAAGCGAUGACCCGUCAAUACAGGCUAUCAAGUCAGUCACUACUCCGGAACCAGGUCUACUCCUUCGGUGUUUUGCAACUGGACUUCAAGACGAACAGCCACUGGUCCAAAGGGGCUUUCUUGAUCUGUUGGUGACACAUCUUCCUCUCAACUCCUCAAUUCUACAGACCCAAGUCGUUUCGCAAGAUUUGGACCUUCUUGUGACUGCAGCUCUCUCGGUGGUACUGAAAAGAGACAUGAGUUUGAACCGAAGACUCUGGUCGUGGUUUGUGGGUCGUGAAGACAAGAGAGAGGGAUCGACCGAUUUACCAACAGCAGCAACCGGUGUCAUUUCAUCACCGAUUUCUCCGCAAAUGACGACUUCAACCCCAUCGAAGCAAGACUACUUUUCAGAGUAUGGCCUCAAGUCAGUGGUGCGAAGUUUGGAGAAGAUGCUUAGCAAGCAAGCUCCAGUGCCUGCCGAACGCGCUCGUCCGUUUCGUAUUAUGCUGUCUUUGAUGGAUCGGUGGGUGAUUGGACGUCAACCUGUUGAUGCUUUGUUCAUCCCAGCCAUGCGAGACCUUCAGAAAUAUCAAACAAAAGCUCCCUCACAGUCGUCUUUUGACGAAGUCUUCCGAAGCGCCAACGUCUUCUUUGACGCGACAGAACCUCACUUUGUCGCCAGUCAAUUGUAUACCCUACUACGAAAUGGAGACCUUGACCUUGUGGAGUUUAUUGUGUCUAAUUUCAGCCUGCAAGAGGAAGACAUGACAACCACACAUCUGCCGAUACUGUGUUUAGUCAUGUCUCAGAUGAUUAGCGAGAAAUUAUCUGAGGCAGAGAAGGCCAUGAACGGAAACAAAUCCGCCAUAUCAACAGUGCAACUGGCCAAGCUAUUGGAUGGCCUCAUUGCAGCAAUGCCAUUGGGAAAUAGAAGUUCCCCGUCAGAACAAACCACCAGCAAUAUGGAUGAGGCGUGGAGAUCCAAGAUAAGCGAGUACUAUGAUAGGUCUGCAAAGGUCCAAUCAAGCAAGACAUCCGAUAUCAGCCCAGCAUUGAUUGCUCAAACCUUACUCGGAAGCCUGGGCGAAGCACUCUUCAGCAGUCUAUCUCAAGCAGAGGCUCAACCACUUGUGCCAGUAUUGACAAACGCUCUUCUGAACCUGAUAGCAAGAGUGGAAAACCACGAAGCCCUACGCAAGAUUCGAGUUGGCACAAAGUUGAGGCAGAAUCUCGAGGUCAAGAAGCCAAAUUUAAUCAUCCAAUACGAGUCUACACGAACAACUGCAAAGAUUUUGGAUGCACUUCAUGCAUUCGACAAGAAGAUGUCGACAAUUACAGAGCACGAUAUUCUGACAAUCAUCCCCACUCUCGUCUCUCAGUUCUGGGAGGUGCUGCUGCCGUCCACUCCACAAUUCCACGUUGAAGCAGUCGACCAAAUUUGGAAUCUUCGCUACAUCUCGAGGGGCCUUCUUCUGGUUGACAGCAAAAUCACCGAGUUCAUGAGUGGGACAUCCGAUUUUGACGAUCAGAUGGCGCGCUUUUCCACAUUAUGGAUGCACACAAGAUUCCCAGAAGUGACUGUGGAAUUUUUCUCCGCCGACAAGCGUGAAAGUGAAGCAGAAAUCCCAUGGGCUCUACUGCAUUAUCCUGUACUAGGCAUGCUUGACGCAGCAGAAAGCAACCAAACAGAAGAUCCACGCCGGGUCUGGUUAGGCAAUCUACCGUCAUUGAGGCCAAUCUUCAAAAUAGUCUACACCGAGGCUGCACAAGAGAACUCCGACUUACAAAUGUCCCAACUAAGUUUGUUCCGCAUUCACAAGGUCCUCAGCAUUGCUCGUCAAUCUGAUUCACAGCGUCAGGACUUCUUUGGAGCUGAAGGGUUUACAGACACGAUUUUAGAUAUGUGCACGGAGAUUUUGUCAAGUCGCAGCGACCGCAAAGGCCCUGCUAAGACAGCCAUGUCUAUAUUGCGUUUGAUCACGGACGAGGCUGAUCUGCGGGGGAAAUCGGCACUGAUGGAUUUUAUGGUUCAACAGUUGUCCGAGCCAUCAGAAGAAAAUCCUCUGCAGGAGAGUAUUCUGGAGACCUUACAAGGCGUUUUCGCAAAGCCGAAUUCAGAACCACCUCCAAGUGACCUUUUGCCGGUCCUAAUCGCGGGUAUCUCAUCCAACCAGGUUGACUAUACGAUUGACAAGUGGAUUGCUCUGCUUUGCAACAUUCUGCCACUCUACUCAACCCAGAUAUUGUUCGCUCAUAUGUUGAAGCUUACGGCAUGUUUCUGUGAUCGGACGAAGUGGUACUUUGAGGCGAUCCAGACCCUGUAUGGACGACCAACCACCAUCAACCCAAGCGAUGACGAUCUCCGGGACCGAUCUGCAAAGAACCCCGAAAAGUCGAUCAACAACCUCCUUGCUGGGUUGGAAUACGUUCUUGCGAGGGCGCACACACAUUUGGCGGAUCAGAGCACUGGAGCGGACCCCGGCACGGUAGCGGCACCUGAUGCGACGCAAUCUCGUUCAAUAGCCAACAAUCGGCUGACUGUGAUUCUAUGCAUGCAAGAUACUAUCAAACUUUGUGGCGAGAUCUGGGCUUGGAGAAUCGUCAGACGACCGGCCAAUAUGAUUGGUGAUAGUAGAUCGUUCAAUUACAUCUCAUCACGACUGCGAACGAGGACACGACGGAUUCUGGAGAACUUGGCAGAUGCUGAACCACAAGAGUGUCUUGAAACUCUGAUGGGUUUGUGGACCGAAACAGCAAGAGAGGGAACUGAGCAAGAUGCCACGUUAAACUUGAUGCAAAGCCUCGAUGGAGCCCGGCCGAAGUUCAUGAUGCCAGCAACAUUCAAUGCAAUCUACAACCGUACCAAUCCCUCGGCUCUCGACCAGACUCAGAAGUCGAGUCUGUCGGUUGAUGUCAAUGCCACAGAACUGAUGGCGUUUCUAAUUGCUUACACUCGAGCACUAGAAGAUGAUCUUCUAGAGGAGAUCUGGACCGACUGUACGGCAUUCCUUCGAGAGGUGUUGGCGAAUCCAAUGCCCCACCGUCAGAUUCUGUUGAAGCUUCUGGAGUUUGUGGCCGUCAUGUGCGAAAAGAUGGAAAACACCAACUUUGGAGAGGUGUCCAAAAUGCGAAGAGAGUUGUCCGACCUGUGUGCGCGACUGUUCACCGCGAUAUUUACCAUCAAACCCGUGGGAACGGAGACAUUACCACAGAGACUCUCAGAGGAGUCGAAGCGUUCGACAGAUUCCAUGACUUUGCGACGACAAAAGAAUUCGUUGACUGUGGGAAACACAAUUGAAAUCCUAUGUGAAUCUCUCCCGGUCAUAACCAACAUGCUAGGCGAUUCGGAUCGCCUUAACACGGCGAUAUCUGGGAUCGCAGUCCACAUCACAGGACCAGCGCUCCGAUCACGACAAUUUCCGCAAACUUUGAGUGUCGACAUCCUUCGACUGUUGCAAAUGCUGUCGAGAUCUCAGCCAAACAAUAAAGUGUGGAGAAAGGAUAUCAUGGAUGCUUUCAAUGACGGCAAAUUCUUCCAGAGUCCAGUUGCCCUGUUUGAAGCUGGGUGGCUAGGACUGAUCAGACAAGUGCUGAUACCAGAAAAAGGAUUAUUUGGAGACAUCUUGUCGCGGUUGACACUUCCGACAACAGCGGGGAUCAUGUUUGGGGUAGGUGCCUCGGCAGCAAGAACAGAGGCCGACAGAAGGACACAGUUGUUACUCAAGAGAAUUUCUGUCCUUCUCAUCGCUGGCGAGACAGAUGCAUUCGUGUCGGAGGUGGGACAGAUUGUUCGCAAAGUGGAAGAGCUUUUGACGGCAACUGCGGUAUCCUCGCCGUCUUCAGCAACAAGGGCGGACAUUUAUACACUAUUGCGGGCCAUGGCUCUGUCCUUCUCUGAAGCUCAACUGGUGGGAAUCUGGCCGAUUGUGGAUGCCGAGCUCAGAGAACUGUUUGAUGUCAAAGAGAAGGAAGACGACACAAUAAGCUUUACCGAGAGUUCACUGUUGCAAGGAGCGAAAUUACUGGAUCUUCUUCUUCUGCUCAAGCCCGAAGAAUUUCAGUUGCACGAGUGGUUAUUUGUGACGGACACGAUCGACGCGAUCCACCCACCUCACGGAUUCACAUCUUCAGCACUGGCGGAUGCCUUGGGGACGCAAACAUCAGCAAGGGAAGUCGAGUUGCCCGUGGUGAAAAGUGGUACACUCAAGAAACCAUGGCUAUGCAAUGAUGGUCGGAAGGUGGAUGACACACAAAGUCUGCUACGACCAUUUUUCCGACAGUUGAGCAUCCAUGCCUUUGAGGAUACCUACAAUCUAGAGGAGGUUGAUAUCGAGGCAUGUCGAAAGGACCUUUUGAUCGACUUGUUCACAGAGUAGGAGACAAGGAACAGGUCUGACUUGGGGGUACCGUGUGGCUUGACUAAUGAGGUACGCUCUAGAGCAGACAUGAGGUAUUUUCAAACGAAUAUUUAAGCAUUUUAUUCCGCG
Exophiala mesophila is the source of this 5424-nucleotide messenger RNA. RefSeq lists its product as uncharacterized. The transcript has a single exon. Gene Ontology annotation, cellular component: endosome; trans-Golgi network. Lineage: Eukaryota; Fungi; Ascomycota; Eurotiomycetes; Chaetothyriales; Herpotrichiellaceae. Gene Ontology annotation, biological process: Golgi to endosome transport. The record is from RefSeq and is a predicted model, not a curated record. The coding region runs from base 283 to 5313 and encodes 1676 amino acids.